This is a messenger RNA of Aspergillus heteromorphus CBS 117.55, 1316 nucleotides long. Its product is annotated as proteasome regulatory particle lid subunit RPN11. Lineage: Eukaryota; Fungi; Ascomycota; Eurotiomycetes; Eurotiales; Aspergillaceae. Bases 239 to 1171 code for a protein of 310 amino acids. Gene Ontology annotation, molecular function: proteasome binding; protein binding; metallopeptidase activity. The record is from RefSeq and is a predicted model, not a curated record. Gene Ontology annotation, biological process: proteasome-mediated ubiquitin-dependent protein catabolic process; protein deubiquitination. The transcript is spliced from 5 exons. Gene Ontology annotation, cellular component: proteasome regulatory particle, lid subcomplex.
GCCUCCAAUUGCGCUGCUCCAUCUGUGUUCCUCCUCAUCUCUUCUCCCUCCAUCCUCGCCUCUCCUCACUUUGAAACGCCAACACCAACAUCAACACGAACAUAAUCGCCAUUAACACCAACCCUUCCCAGCCCCCCAUUUCUCCGUCCCUCCUACUCAUCCUCCGUGGAGCUUCCGCGUAGGAAGUGACCUUGUCUCACUCCCCUCUCCAUCUCUCGAAUUCACUCGCCAUUCAGCCAUGGACCGUCUCAACCGAAUGCUCCAGGCCGCCCAAGGCAUGGGCAUGGGGGGCGGAGCUCCUGGUACUGACUCCCCCAACCUCAUCGAUAACUCCGAAACCGUCCACAUCUCCUCGCUCGCCCUGCUGAAGAUGCUACGACAUGGUCGCGCCGGUGUGCCCAUGGAAGUCAUGGGUCUGAUGCUGGGAGAGUUCGUCGACGAGUACACAGUCCGGGUGGUGGAUGUCUUUGCGAUGCCCCAGAGCGGUACCGGUGUCAGUGUCGAGGCCGUGGACCCGGUCUUCCAGACCAAGAUGAUGGACAUGCUCCGGCAAACCGGACGCCCGGAGACCGUUGUUGGCUGGUACCACUCACAUCCCGGAUUCGGCUGCUGGCUCUCGUCCUCCGUCAAGGGCAAGGUCGUCAUCGACGCCUUCCGUCUCAUCCAACCGCAGACCGUCGUCAUGGGCCAGGAGCCCCGCCAAACCACAUCCAACCUGGGCCACCUCAACAAGCCGUCCAUCCAGGCCCUCAUCCACGGUCUGAACCGCCACUACUACAGCAUCGGCAUCGCCUACCGCAAGACCGGCCUCGAGGAGAACAUGCUGAUGAACCUGCACAAGCACGUCUGGACGGAGGCGCUGCAAAUGAAGGACUUCCACGAGGAGGGCGAGCACAACGUCGAGCGCAUGCAGCAGCUCGUCAGCCUGGCCGAGGGCUACGAGAAGCGCGUCAAGGAGGAGACCGAGCUCACCAAGGAUCAGCUGAAGACGAGAUACGUCGGAAAGGUCGACCCGAAGAAGCACAUCGAGGACGUGAGCCAGCAGCUGAUCGAGGACAACAUCGUCGCGGUCUCGCGGCAGAUGAUCGACAAGGAGGCCUCGGUGGCCCGGCUAUCAAACGGCAAGGGCGGCCAGAACGGCAGUGGCAUGGAGGUGGACGAGGAACUAUAGACGUGACAUACUGUUCCAUAAUGCAACCGUUGAGCGAGUCUGACCGACGCCUCAAUGAAUGACGUUACAUGUAUAUUCUCAGUACGAUUUAACCACUCGAUCACGUACGGCGUUAACAUCAGACAUCGCGUCAGUAGAAGCGUAG